GGGUAGUUUGUAGCUGCUUGUCAAAUUUGGAUAAAAUUUCAUUUUCGUUGUGAAGCAAGCUUUUCGUGUAGUCGGUCAUAAAAUGGGAAAAUAUUAGCUCCGUUCGUAUUGUGUCGAUUAGCAAAAACUGAAUUUGUGGUAGUGUUCAAAAUUAUACUGAAUAAUCACUGAAAAUAUAGACCAUAGGUAACAAGCUUUGAAAUUGAAUGGAAUAAAUACGAUGAAAAACAUGAAUUUCGCAAACAGUCCUUCAGAGCUCUUAAAAUUAGCAAAAAAAUUCAACUGCUUUUAUUUAACAGGUUUGCAUCAAGGUGUUUGUAAACCUUUUAUUGUUGCUGGUCAUCAAGUUGGUCUAAUCCGGCCGAACGUUCUAAAGCACCUUCAACGAUUCCCUGAGACAUUUAGAAUUACAGACCAGUUUGUGGAGUUGAACCCAGCCUUUCGUGACUACAAAGAAAGGACAACCAAUGUAGCUGAAGUAUUACAACGUUUGAAGAGGGAAAAUGAAAUAUGUGCUCUCAAAGGUUGGCGUGAUGAGUGUUUUGAAGUGAGCACACCUAUUUGUCAUGAAAGCCUGUUGGAGAUGGACAGAAGUGCAAUCUGCCUGUUCGGGAUCCGUAACUAUGGAGUUAGUGUUACUGGGUAUCUCUACCAUCCUACAAAAGGCCUGUGCAUCUGGCUACAACAGCGGAGCUUCACUAAACAGACAUGGCCUGGAAAAUGGGACUGCUUUGUUAGUGGAGGUUUAGCAGUAGGCUAUGGAAUUUUAGAAACUACAAUCAAAGAGGCAGCCGAAGAAGCCUCGGUUGAAGGUGAUCUUGUCAAGAAGCUGGUGCCAGCAGGAUGUGUCAGCUUCUAUUUUGAAAGUGAAAGGGGCUUGUUUCCCAAUACAGAGUAUGUUUAUGACCUUGAGUUGCCCUUGGACUUCAAUCCGCAAAAUGCAGAUGGUGAAGUGGAGAGUUUUGAGCUACUUACCGCAGAUGAGUGUAUUCAAAGAGCUCUGUCGCCGCAGUUUAAAACCACAAGUGCUCCAGUUUUGAUAGAUUUUUUGAUUAGAAAGGGUUACAUAAAUCCUGAGAAUGAACCUAAUUACCGAUACCUGGUGGAGUUGCUACAUGUACCUCUUCAAUCAAUCUACAACUGGCCAUACACUAUGGUAAACGCUGUUAAUGGUGACAGUCAGGUUUUAAACAAUGUUGAUUAAUUCAAAAUAAUCUUUAGGUUUUUACAAAUUGCUUCCAAUGAUUUCAAAAACUUAUAAAUUACUUUAUUCAUAUGCAAUAAAUAAAAUGAUAACCGGUGUAAUAAUA
Messenger RNA from Ostrinia furnacalis (Asian corn borer), 1310 nucleotides. RefSeq lists its product as uncharacterized. The transcript is spliced from 7 exons. The record is from RefSeq and is a predicted model, not a curated record. Bases 221 to 1204 code for a protein of 327 amino acids. Lineage: Eukaryota; Metazoa; Arthropoda; Insecta; Lepidoptera; Crambidae. Gene Ontology annotation, molecular function: 8-oxo-dGDP phosphatase activity.